AGAGAGUAAAACAGAACCAAACCUUACCUAUUUUACCAAGCAUGGGUCUACUGUGGUGGCGAAAGGGGAAGAAGUCCGAACCCGAACCCGAAGCAAAGCCGUCGUCAAUUCCGAAGUCGAAUGGCACAGACACAGCCAAAAACCCCACCGAGGCCCCAGGGAUGAACGGCGCUAUGGAGGUUCCGCGACCCACGAACGCUUCCGUUUCCAUUUUCGAGUUCGGCUCCGUCGCCGCUUCCAACGACAAGGUCACCCUCGCCGGCUAUUGCUCUGUCUCCGAAGACCUCGAGCCCUGCCGCUGGGAGAUCAUCACUGCCACUCAGUCCGACGCGCCGCAGUUUCGCGUCGUCUUCUGACCCCCAAUUUCUCAUUCCACACUCUCCUUUCUUUUCCCAACUCUCACUCUCAAAUGAUUAUAUUUAUCUGCUUUUUGCUAUGAAACUUCGACUUCAACUCUAAAUUGGCCUUUUUCUGAUUUAUAUGUCUUUUCUGUUUUCUGAUUGACGCGCGGAGACAGUGGACAUGUUAGCUAAGUUAAUGUUAGUUCUGAGGUUUAU
Abrus precatorius (Indian licorice) is the source of this 557-nucleotide messenger RNA. RefSeq lists its product as uncharacterized. NCBI's taxonomy places the organism in Eukaryota, Viridiplantae, Streptophyta, Magnoliopsida, Fabales, Fabaceae. The record is from RefSeq and is a predicted model, not a curated record. The transcript has a single exon. Bases 42 to 356 code for a protein of 104 amino acids.